Messenger RNA from Biomphalaria glabrata, 3167 nucleotides. RefSeq lists its product as uncharacterized. NCBI's taxonomy places the organism in Eukaryota, Metazoa, Mollusca, Gastropoda, Planorbidae. The transcript is spliced from 22 exons. Bases 142 to 2526 code for a protein of 794 amino acids. The record is from RefSeq and is a predicted model, not a curated record.
UCUAACGAAUGUAAACUCAAUAAAAGAACUAUUAUAAAUAUAUUCUAAACUUCUGACAGAAAAUGACGUGUCCGAACAAAUAACGACUUUAGAUUUAUUUUCUAUUAAAAGGAACACAUUUGAUGUUCCCUCUGAUUCGCAAUGGAUUCAUUUCUCUUUGCCGUGACACUUGUUGUAUUUUCUUUGUUCUUCCAGAAAUCGAAUGGCUUAGCAAGAACACACGUGAGGAGUCCAUUGUAUGGGGAUAAGUUUGUGCUUGUGGCACCCAGAAUGACCAACUCAGAUAGCCAAGUGAUAUUGUUUCUUUACUCUACUGCUGAUGAGCCAGUUACCGUGAUUAUCUCCUCACCUUGGUUCGCCGAUGCCACCACGUACUAUUCCUAUAUGCAGAUUAACAGACUGCAAGUUACCACUUACAUAAUGGAAACGAAAUACAGACCUACCCUCAACACAGGAUUCACCUGGACCUACCGUCUCUCAGGGUCGGAUAUGUUUGGAGUCACUGUCAUGCUUGUAUACGCCUAUGAUUCCAUGGCCAGUUUUCAGGCAGCGCCGGUUAUAGCCUGGGGUCAGAAGUACUACGUCAUGACACUGUCACCCUCAGCCUUUGUGGCUAUCUUAUCUUAUCAUUACCACAACAAGAUAGACAUGAAGAUUAAGGCAACGGGGAAUUUCCUCCUUACCUUCCAAGGCAAAAGUUACUACAAUGGAGAUGUGCUUCACAUGCUUCUCAACAACACCGAGGCCUUUAUUUUAUCGUACUGUGACAAUUCGACUGAAUUUAAUGGGGCACUGACAGGAACUCAAGUGGUUGGCAGUGACCCUAUUGGUGUAGUCAGUGGAACUUGCAGAGGAUCCACCAAGGUUAACUACUGCAACAGCCCGAUAGAGUACAAGGGAUCCCGUACUGAUGACAUGUUAGCAGAAAUGUUGAUACCGUUCAAUAUGUACGGUAAGCGAUUUAUCGACCUUAUCAUAUUAGAUCGAAAGACCAACGGCCUCAUUGUGGUAGUAGCAGGUGAGAACGACACUACGAUCAAUUUUAACAGUUCGUUCACCAGGUACCUAGCCCAAGCAGGCGACUACACCACAGUCUACAGUACCGGUAGUCCCAGCUACUUCACCAGCAACAAAGGGAUCAUGGUCAUCUACCUUCAGCCGUCUGCGUGCUUCGAGAGCACGGGCAACACCAUGGAGAUGGGUGACGUCACCAUGUCCGUUCUGGUCCCCAUGGAGCUGUUCUACGACUCGUACGCCUGGAUGUCUCCCUUGUUUGGUUCUAUAACUCCAGUGAACUAUGUAGCGCUGGUCGUCAUGAGAGACAAAUCCAUGGAUUUGAGACUUGACUUUGAGCCAAUCAGAAAUGUUCAACACGGCAGGAGGGUAGCCAACCUGGAGGAGUGGUGCGUGCUUAACCGUCAUGUCCCUCCCGGGGUGCACAUCGUGACGGCCGUAACGGACUUCACCUUCGGCUGCUACGCCUACGGCAUCGACAUGGGCUACGCCUACAUGCAUCACGUGGGAUUUCUUAAUGCCCCUGUGAAUGAGCCCUGUGUCCAUACCAACACAUCCAAAGGCGACCUGGUGGACAAUGAUUGUGACGGUGUUACGGACGAGGAGGAAGAUGACGAUAAAGAUAAUGACAACGAUGGAUUUAUUGAUGAAGACUUAAAAAAGGCAGAAAUAAAAGUCAAUGGAAACUGGAGUGAAUGGACAGAAUGGACCUGCAGUUUGAACUGUACUGAUACUAGACUCAUGAGACGACGGUUUUGUAAAAGCCCAGUUCCACAGUCAGAUGACUAUUUCUGUGAAGGCGACCAUACGGAGUACAAUGAAUCCAUUUGCCAUAUUGGCGAGAAAGCUUGUGGUAAUCAUCUUGAGGAAGGUUUGGAGAUGUACAGAGAGCCGGUUCUAACCGAGGAGUGGAGCCACUGGCUGUGUUCCAGAAAUUGUAGCGACACAAGAGUCUAUGAGAGAAGAAAGUGCAGAGAGUUCUUUCACUGUAUCAACAUCAGAGCCAGAAGUGGAAAGUGUUACAUCGGGAAAAAAUGUCCCUACGAGUGCUCUCUUGACACCUGGGGUGUGAACUGCCUUUACAGCUGUAGUAACUGCUUGGAUGCGUGUGAUAAGUUCGACGGCUCGUGCAAUGUUUGCAUGGAUGGGUUCGAUUCCCCCCAGACUUCCUGCAAUAAAGAAUGCCCUCAAUUUUUCUACGGUGCAGCUUGCUUGGGUAGCUGCAAAGAAAAAUGUGGAGGUCAAGAUUGUCUGGACAGAAUGCAAGGUCUUUGCCCUCAGGGGCCCUACCUCUACUUAGCUAUCAUACCUGUUGCUUGCACAGUGCCUGUGAUUGCCUUUGUCUAUGUCAUGAAGACAAUAGCCGUCGGCAAGAAACGGCAGGAGGACCGAACCAAAAUCAUCGAAGACGUUGCCGUCGAGCCUGAGGCGAAACCUGAGGCGAAACCUGAGGCGAAACCUGAGGCGAAACGUGUGGAAGAGAAAAAGGUCAUCUCCUCUAGCCAACUUUGAGGCGGAGAUCAAUCAACGACCAUAGGCUUUGUUCUUCUGUUAACAACUUUAGAUCUCCAAUGUCCAACUGUUCUAGUUUCUUUAAUUCUUUUUUGGUUCAAUUCUUCGUUAGACGUUCUCUAGAGCAGGAGGUUCUCAACCUGUGGGUCGCGACCCUCUUGGGGGUCGAUUGACCAUUUGCCAGGGGUCGCCUAAGACCAUCGAAAAUAUGGAUUGUUAUUGUCUACUCUUCUAUUGCUGUAUGUGUGUGUCGGUGGGGGGGGGUCGCGGCAGAGUGGGGGAUUGUAAAAAGGGGUCGCCGAGCUUAAAAGUUUUAGAACCGCUGCCCUAGAGGCUGGCAAGGAUUAUCUCAAGUUUGGAGUUCUCCAGAAGUGUUUACUACUGGCUAACAAAAUGAUGAACAAAAGCCUGUACGAUAAUACAUCGCUGACGUCUUAUUUGGAGGACCCUAUCUCUUUUAUGGUCGCGCUUUUAUCGUUGUUACGACGAUGUAUCUUACAUCGCCAUGUUAAAAUUUGAAAGCACUUUAGUUCUAGAGUAAAAGCGAUGCCCAACAUAAUUCAACUGGCGGGCCAUUUUCGUUUCCGACACUCGUGUCGCGGACCACAUGACCGAAUAAGUAAAAAAAAAAUGAAAUGAAA